CACAAAUCUCUCUGCAAUUUCAAUAUCAAAUUUCUUUGAAGAGACAAAACAUGUCUGAGUAUUUGGUAACUGGAGGAACUGGUUUCAUUGCUUCUUACAUCAUCAAAUCACUUCUCGAACUCGGACACACCGUUCGAACCACUGUCCGAGACCCACGUGAUGAAGAAAAGGUUGGAUUUUUACGAGAAUUUCAAGGAGCAAAACAGAGGUUGAAGAUUCUCCAAGCUGAUCUAACGGUAGAAAGAAGUUUUGAUGAAGCAGUGAACGGUGUUGAUGGAGUUUUCCACACUGCUUCUCCUGUUCUUGUUCCACAGGAUCAUAACAUUCAAGAGACUUUGGUUGAUCCAAUUAUAAAAGGAACAACCAAUGUGAUGAGCUCGUGUGCUAAGUUUAAAAGAAGUCUCAAAAGGAUUGUUCUUACGUCUUCUUGUUCUUCGAUACGGUACCGUUUCGAUGCCACGGAAGCUUCUCCUCUCAAUGAGUCUCAUUGGAGUGAUCCUGAAUACUGCAAACGUUUCAAUCUUUGGUAUGGAUAUGCAAAGACUCUAGGAGAAAGAGAGGCUUGGAGGAUAGCUGAAGAGAAAGGAUUAGACUUGGUUGUAGUGAAUCCUUCCUUUGUGGUUGGUCCAUUGCUUGGACCAAAACCAACAAGUACUCUACUAAUGAUUCUUGCUAUUGCCAAAGGUCUUGCUGGAGAGUAUCCGAAUUUUACGGUAGGGUUUGUGCAUAUAGAUGAUGUGGUUGCUGCACAUGUAUUGGCUAUGGAAGAGCCUAAAGCAUCAGGGAGAAUCAUAUGUUCGAGUUCUGUUGCUCAUUGGUCUGAGAUCAUUGAGUUGAUGAGAAACAAGUAUCCUAAUUACCCAUUUGAGAACAAGUGUAGUAAUAAAGAAGGGGACAAUAGUCCACAUAGCAUGGACACAAGGAAGAUACAUGAGUUGGGAUUUGGUUCCUUCAAGUCACUACCUGAGAUGUUUGAUGACUGUAUCAUCAGUUUUCAGAAGAAGGGUCUGCUCUGAAAGUCUGAAUAUAUAUACAUUUUCAUACAUCGUAUUGUCGAUUUAUGGAUUGAUGUCAAUCGAUUGAACUCUGGCAAGUAGUAACUGGUUUUUAAUAUCUGCCUCCAGUAAAAUUCAAUAAGCUGG
Molecule: messenger RNA, 1142 nt
Organism: Arabidopsis arenosa
Lineage: Eukaryota; Viridiplantae; Streptophyta; Magnoliopsida; Brassicales; Brassicaceae
Source: the annotation of a GenBank genome assembly